GUGGUACAAUUCGAACCUUACGAACCCGUAAGGCCGGGAGCUCUCCUGUGUCACGGAAAGUACUACGACGCUUAAUACUUUGUUAGUUUUUUUCUUAGUAAAGCGUGCACGAGAAUUGAGCUAGUGGCGCCAAGUGUCACGUGUCCAAACGCAGCUUUCCGGAUCUUCAAAAAAUAUUUAUCGUUCUUACCGGCUGAAUUCUUCGUAAAAUGUCCGGUCUGUCAAUGUGGAUAAAACGAUAUCCAGUUGUACGAGGAAUGAUCACCUAUAGUUUUCUGUGGCCUACUGGCUGUUUCAUCCAACAAAAACUGUCAGGAAAAAAGAUGAAUGAAAUCGAUUGGAAAAAGUGCUGGCGUUUCUUCUUCUACGGAGGUUUCAUCGUUGCUCCGUCGCUGUAUUGCUGGAUACGAGUGGCUUCCAUAAUGUGGCCAAGACAAGAUUUGAAGUCAGCCAUUGCCAAGGCUCUCACGGAGCAGAUCAGCUACACUCCGAUGGCCAUGACUGCAUUCUAUUUUAGCAUGAGUCUCUUGGAAUCCAAAACCGUCGAAGAAUCGUUUAACGAAGUAAAGGUAAAACUCUGGCCUACCUACAAAGUAGCCCUGUGCAUCUGGCCACUGAUACAGACUUUUAAUUUCUCGGUCGUACCUGAAAAGAACCGCGUUCCUUUCGUUAGUAUGUGCAGCUUGCUUUGGACCAUAUUUUUGGCAUACAUGAAGCAAAAAGAGCAAAGUGAAAUGGCAGAAGGGAUCUUGGUGAAAUAGCAUAGUUACAAACACAUUAUAUAGUUAUUAUAUCGAGAACUUAUGCGCAGUAUUUGUAUGGUUAAACGAAACGUAAUUUACUGCGAAAUAUAUGGCUUGGCGUUAGAAUCU
Messenger RNA from Anopheles bellator, 872 nucleotides. RefSeq names its product mpv17-like protein. The coding region runs from base 210 to 761 and encodes 183 amino acids. Gene Ontology annotation, cellular component: membrane; cytoplasm. The transcript has 4 exons. NCBI's taxonomy places the organism in Eukaryota, Metazoa, Arthropoda, Insecta, Diptera, Culicidae. The record is from RefSeq and is a predicted model, not a curated record.